Molecule: messenger RNA, 1605 nt
Organism: Arabidopsis thaliana (thale cress)
Lineage: Eukaryota; Viridiplantae; Streptophyta; Magnoliopsida; Brassicales; Brassicaceae
Product: 2-oxoglutarate (2OG) and Fe(II)-dependent oxygenase superfamily protein
Exons: 3
Coding region: 240-1313 (357 amino acids)
Cellular component (GO): nucleus; cytoplasm
Molecular function (GO): 2-oxoglutarate-dependent dioxygenase activity; iron ion binding
Source: RefSeq, marked reviewed
ACCAAAUGGGAAUUCUUUAUUUCGGGAAAUCAUCUAACCAUUCAUUUAAUGUUUUGUGUAUAUGAACACAAGCAGGUAGUUUCCAAAACCGUAUUCAAAGAGAAAAGCAGAAAUGUUGACCUUUUCUAAAACCAGGUUAUCUUCAUGCGUAUAUAAAAACGGACUUUGCAUGUUUGCUUACUAUAACUUAGGACAGAGUGGAAUCCCAAGUACCAAAACAGAUUUCUUGCAAAAAAACAAUGGAGGAAACAAAUAAGAGUGUGGUUAAUGAUUACUUUACCAGUGCUAUGGAACUUACAGAGUCAGGUGACCCUCACGUGCCUACCCGUUACAUUCUUCCACCUUCACAACGACCAAUGCUCGGUCCAAGCAUUGGCACCAGUACCAUCAAUCUUCCUGUCAUUGAUCUCUCCUUCUUACACGAUCCUUUGCUUAGACUAUGUGUCAUCCAUGAGAUUGAAUUGGCCUGCAAGGGAUUUGGUUUCUUUCAGGUUAUAAACCAUGGAAUAUCAUCAGCAGUGGUGAAAGAUGCACAAGAUUCAGCUACAAGGUUCUUUGACUUACCUGCCGAUGAGAAGAUGCAUCUGGUUUCUGAUAAUUUUCAGGAGCCAGUAAGGUAUGGUACCAGCAUAAACCAUUCAACAGACAGAGUUCAUUACUGGAGAGAUUUCAUAAAACAUUACUCCCAUCCUCUCUCAAACUGGAUCAAUUUGUGGCCUUCCAAUCCUCCCUGCUACAAGGAAAAGGUGGGGAAAUACGCAGAAGCAACGCAUGUUUUACAUAAGCAACUAAUUGAAGCUAUCUCAGAAAGUCUAGGACUGGAGAAAAAUUACUUACAGGAAGAAAUAGAAGAAGGCUCACAAGUCAUGGCGGUAAACUGCUAUCCAGCUUGUCCUGAACCCGAGAUUGCCUUGGGAAUGCCACCACACUCGGACUAUGGCUCGCUGACAAUCUUACUCCAGAGUAGCGAAGGGCUGCAGAUAAAGGACUGCAACAACAACUGGGUUUGUGUGCCGUAUAUUGAAGGAGCUCUGAUAGUCCAGUUGGGAGAUCAGGUAGAAGUGAUGAGCAAUGGCAUAUACAAGAGUGUGGUUCAUCGUGUAACAGUGAACAAAGAUUACAAGCGGCUCUCUUUUGCAAGUCUUCACAGUCUACCUAUGCACAAGAAAAUAAGUCCAGCAACUCAGCUCGUCAAUGAAAAUAAACCAGCUGCAUAUGGAGAAUUCAGCUUCAACGAUUUUCUUGAUUAUAUAUCCAGAAACGAUAUUACACAGAAAAGAUUCAUUGAUACACUCAGAAAGAAAAACCUCUGAAGAUGGUGUCAUAUAACUCGACACGGCAAUUCCGAUGGUUGAUUAUUUGGACCUAGUUGCAUGCAUCUUGUAUUUAAUCUAUGACUAUCUUGUGCAAGUGAAUAGUCCUUGUUUAUAUCACAUAAAAGUAUAUUUAGUUGUCAUAUAAGUGUAUCCUUAUGCUAGAUUCAUAUUAGUUUCUCAUCUAAGAGCAAAGUUUGAUAAAUGGAUCAAAACAGUAAGGGUUAAGACUUAUCAAAUCUCAAAUAAGUUCCAAGACAUUCUUCAAACUCUAUAUAAACAUGAAUUGUCC